AUGGCUUCCGGUCCUCUAAAGGCAGCUCUUCUUAUUGUCUCAACGACAGCAGCCAAAGAUGCAUCUGCUGAUGCUUCAGGCCCCAUACUUACACAAGUGCUCAAGGACGAAGGAGAAGGAAAAUGGGAAGUCCAUGAUACAAAGAUCGUCUCGGACGAUGUCCUCGCUAUCCAACGCCAGAUAAGCGCCUGGACUGAUGGGCCAGAUAGUGUCAACCUCGUUGUUACAACUGGCGGAACUGGCUUUGCGACAGGCGAUUCUACUCCUGAGGCUGUAACUCCUUUAUUGCAUAAGCAAGCUCCAGGUCUCGUACAUGGCAUGUUGGCUGCUUCUCUCACUGUCACACCUUUUGCAAUGAUGUCACGUCCAGCAGCUGGAGUCCGAAACUCGACCAUCAUCGUUACCCUGCCUGGCUCACCCAAGGGUGCCAAGGAAAACCUCCAGGCAAUCAUAAAAACCCUACCUCAUGCCUGCAUCCAAGCGGCAGGUGGUAACUCGAGAGCCCUUCAUUCUGGAGGAGUCAAGAAGCUGGAGGCCGAAGCUGGUAUCUCAAGUGAGAACAAACAGCCUUCAGCUUCUGGUCAUGGAUGUGGCCACCAUCACGGACAUAGCCAUGGGCACGGUCACGGCCAUAAUCAUGGGAACCUUGUUAGACAUACAAAACCUGGCACUACUUUGUCGAACGACCCUGCACUGGGACCAUCUCGUCGAUACAGAGAGUCACCAUACCCAAUGCUUCCAGUUGACGAAGCACUGGCACUGAUCGAACAGCAUACCCCUGGGCCAGAAAUCGUCACUGUACCAGUUGAUCAGACGAUUGUGAACUCAGUUCUGGCCGAGGACGUGAAGGCCAGAGAGAAUGUGCCCGCUUUUCGCGCCAGUAUCGUCGAUGGCUACGCUGUCGUAGCCCCGAAAGACGGCAACCUAAAGGGAGUCUUCCCUGUUACAGCUAUCUCUCACGCAGCGCCUGGAGAAAUUGGUGCUUUGAAGGAAGGAGAACUGGCUAGAAUUACUACUGGCGCUCCCUUGCCUCCUGGUGCUACUACUGUUGUCAUGGUAGAGGAUACCGUCCUUAAGACUAUGUCUGAUGACGGAAAGGAGGAAAAGGAAGUGGAAAUCCAAAUUGAGGGUGUUAAGGAGGGUGAAAACAUCCGCGAAGUCGGUAGCGAUGUCAAGGAAGGCACCGUGAUUCUCAACAAGGGCGAGACGAUCAGUGGUGUUGGUGGUGAGAUCGGUCUGCUCGCCUCUGUAGGAGUUUCAGAGGCCAAAAUCUACCGCCGUCCGGUGGUGGCCGUCCUUUCGACUGGUGACGAGAUUGUUGAGUAUAACCGCCCAGGAGAUUUGAAGCUGGGCGAGGUCCGCGACACAAACCGAAUCACUUUAAUGUCCGCUGCUAGGGAAUGGGGUUAUGAGGUUGUAGAUCUCGGUAUUGCUAGCGACAAGCCUGGUGCGUUGGAGGAGACCCUUCGUGAUGGACUUCGUCGCGCAGACUUGCUCAUUACUACUGGUGGUGUUUCUAUGGGCGAGUUGGAUCUGCUCAAGCCAACGAUCGAACGCUCUUUGGGUGGCACGAUUCACUUUGGUCGAGUUGCUAUGAAGCCCGGAAAACCAACUACCUUUGCUACGGUCCCGGUCAAAGAUAACUCUGGACAGCGGGUUACGAAAGCCAUCUUCUCAUUGCCUGGCAACCCAGCAUCUGCUCUGGUCACCUUCCAUCUGUUUGUGCUUCCAUCACUACACAAGCUGUCUGGUGCCUCUACUGUAGGUCUGCCAAGAGUUCCAGCAGUCAUCUCGCACGAAUUCCCUCUGGAUCCUCGUCCCGAGUAUCAUCGUGCUGUGGUCACGGUUGGCAAAGAUGGACUCCUCUCGGCGACCAGCACUGGCGGCCAACGCAGUUCAAAAGUCGGUAGCAUGAGAUCCGCCAACGCCUUGGUGAUACUGCCUAGCGGAAAGGGUAAGCUGGACAAAGGUUCAAAGGUCGAGGUCUUACUGUUGAACGCUGUUCAAGCAGCUUAA
Fusarium coffeatum is the source of this 2016-nucleotide messenger RNA. RefSeq lists its product as uncharacterized. Gene Ontology annotation, cellular component: cytosol; cytoplasm. Gene Ontology annotation, biological process: molybdenum incorporation into molybdenum-molybdopterin complex; Mo-molybdopterin cofactor biosynthetic process. Lineage: Eukaryota; Fungi; Ascomycota; Sordariomycetes; Hypocreales; Nectriaceae. The coding region runs from base 1 to 2016 and encodes 671 amino acids. Gene Ontology annotation, molecular function: molybdopterin molybdotransferase activity. The transcript is spliced from 3 exons. The record is from RefSeq and is a predicted model, not a curated record.